This is a messenger RNA of Aspergillus mulundensis, 555 nucleotides long. Its product is annotated as 60S ribosomal protein eL18. Gene Ontology annotation, cellular component: cytosolic large ribosomal subunit; ribosome. Bases 1 to 555 code for a protein of 184 amino acids. The record is from RefSeq and is a predicted model, not a curated record. Gene Ontology annotation, biological process: translation. The transcript is spliced from 4 exons. NCBI's taxonomy places the organism in Eukaryota, Fungi, Ascomycota, Eurotiomycetes, Eurotiales, Aspergillaceae. Gene Ontology annotation, molecular function: RNA binding; structural constituent of ribosome.
AUGGGUAUCGACUUGGACCGCCACCAUGUGCGCAGCACCCAUCGCAAGGCGCCGAAGAGCGAGAACGUCUACCUGCAGGUUCUCGUGAAGCUCUACCGCUUCCUUGCCCGCCGCACGGAGUCGAACUUCAACAAGGUUGUGCUGCGCCGCCUGUUCAUGUCCCGCAUCAACCGGCCCCCUGUGUCGCUUUCCCGCAUCGCUUCCAACGUGACCGAGUCGCACCAGGGCAAGACCAUCGUCAUCAUCGGCACCGUUACUGAUGACAACCGUCUCCUCACUGUCCCCAAGCUUUCUGUGGCCGCCCUGCGCUUCACUGCGACUGCCAGAGCCCGUAUUGAGAAGGCCGGUGGUGAGACACUGACCUUGGAUCAACUCGCUCUCCGCGCCCCAACGGGAGCCAACACUCUCCUCCUCCGUGGUCCCAAGAACGCCAGAGAGGCCGUGAAGCACUUCGGUUUCGGUCCCCACAAGCACAAGAAACCUUAUGUGCGAAGCAAGGGUCGGAAGUUUGAGCGCGCUCGUGGCCGCAGAAGGUCUCGCGGCUUCAAGGUCUAA